AAUCAAUCAUUUUUGAAAUCGGAAUGAUCUGUUUCGGCUUUUGGAUAUCACGGAAAAAAUAAUGGGUUCGAAUCAUUGAUAACCAUCGAAAAUUGUCGACAAUCGAUAUAUCGAUAUCGUUGCACGCAGAUGGUCGUGGUGUUGAUGAUGAUGCCGUUGUUUGUUGAUGUGGUUUAUAUUUGAUUUUGCUAUCAUCAAUUAUCUUUAUUUAUAUGGUUUUAUCAUAAUAAAAGUCAUCAUCAUCAUCAUCAUUCAAUUCAAAAUUACUAAAAAUUACAAAUAUAAAACCUAUCAUCAUAUUCUUUAGCAUAGUCAAAACAAUUUAAUUUCAUCAGAAAAAUCAGUUUCAAUGGAAUUGCAAUCCAUGAUUUCAUCCGGCACAAUUUAAAAAUACAUACAAACACAAGCAUAUGUUGUCAAGUACUUACGUCACCUUUUUGGUAUCGUUAUUAUUCAUCAAAUGAUAUCUAUCAAUUGUUAUCAUUGUAGUUUCCGUUUUGGAAAUGACAAAUCAAAACUUUUUCAUGUAUGAAAAAUGAAACGGCAAGAAAAUACAGACAACGUUAAUUCAUUGCCAUAAUGUAUUUUAAUUUUUAUUUGAUUACAAUUGUUGUUGACAUAUUAUAUUAUAUAAAUUUUAUUUCUUUUAUUGCUGGACAUCAGAAUAAGAAAAAAUGAAUGAAAAUCGAAUAUCCGAUUAUUUUGUUGUAUCUGGGGUGGCCGAAACUGAUCGCCAUUAUGAAUCAGCAUAUCAGCCAACAUUGGAUCCAAUAACGGACAUAACUGUGAUAAAUCGUAGCCAGGAACCAGUACCACAUGGAUAUUAUUGUGUCGAAAAAACUCCAUAUGAUCAUGAAGCCAAUCUCAAUCAUGGUAGUAUUCAAGGAUCAAAAUUUUUCAUCUGUUUUAAACGUGGUCGUGACAAGCCACCAUUAUUGGAUAUCGGUGUUUUACAUGCUGAAUGUGAAACAAUGAGUCCGGAAUGUAAAAUGAUAAAACGUACUCCAUCUGGGUUUACUGCAAAUUUAAAUACGGUUGGAACGACAAAAAUAUAUUUAACAUAUAGACGUUCAACAAAAAUGACACCUUACAAUCAACUAGUUGUCACAGAUAUUUGCGUUAUAUUGACCAGUAAAAAUGAAUCUCCUCCACAUGCAUUUUGUUUGAUUGAAAAAAAUUUAAAUAAGGGCUAUCUUGCAUUUAGAUCUGAUGCAUAUUUAUGCUAUAAAAAAUGCAUGGAUCGGCCUCCACAUCUUUUAUACAACCCAAUUAUCAUCGAUCGUUUCCCAAAUGAAGAGAAUCCACAGUAUCCAUUGCCACAAAAUUUGCCUUUGUUUUGUCUUCCAAUGGGCGCAUCAAUUGAAUGUUGGCCCAAGAAUGAUUCGAUUGGUCUUUCAUAUUCAACGUUCAUAUUGACCACAAGCGUGGGCACUAAAAUUUAUGGAACCUUGUUGAAUUAUUACGAAGAGAUUGAGCCAAAUUUGUUGACCAAUGAUGAAUUGAUACAACUUGAAUUUGUAGAUGACCCUAAAGAUGAAGAAAAAAUUGCAAAUGCACUAGAAGAAAAAAGUCUGCAAAGAAUAAAAUCAAUGUGUAUCUUAUCUCAGUGGCCCUUUUUUAAUCAGUUUAAAAAUUUUUUGAAUUUUAUAUAUCAAAACUUUAUCUGCAAACCUUCAACCGUUCCAAUUGAAUUCUAUGUGUUUCAUUUCAUGAAGAGCAUUCCUUUUCCAACACCGGAUCGUCCAAACAUAAUGGUCAAUCUUGGUGCAUCAAAUGAUGAUUUACUUUUUUCACAUAAUUUCGAUGAUUUUCCCAUUCCUUCGAACGGAGCUUCAUUCAAAAAAUUAUUACAAAAUCUUGGAGCUGAUAAUUGUCUCUAUUUAUUAUUAUUCAUGUUAACUGAACAGAAGAUAUUAAUUCAUUCAUUACGAUUGAGUAUUUUGACAGAAAUCGCUGAAGCUCUUGUAUCAAUGAUAUUUCCAUUCAAUUGGAAUUGUCCAUAUAUUCCACUAUGUCCGUUGAAUUUGGCCGGUGUUCUCAAUGCUCCAUUACCGUUUAUUGUCGGCAUUUAUUCACAGUAUUUUGAUUAUUUUGAGCCACCAUCCGAUGUAAUAUCGAUAAGUUUAGAUACACGAGCUAUUCAUAUAUCUGACACGAAAAGAAUGCUCAAUUUGGAUAUAUUGCCCCGAAAAAAUAUAAAAUUUCUCAAAGAAAAAUUGGAGGAAAUAACGAGAAAAAUUGAUCAAAGUGUUAAAAGCAAAGAACGUGAUGGAAACAUAAGAAGAAAAUUUGACAAACAAAUAGAGAUCGAAAUUCAAGAAGCUUUCCUUUAUUUCAUGGCUUCGAUAAUGAAAGAUUUUCAACAUUAUCUAAAACCGAUUACCGCUGCACCUAAAGUUGGAGCUACUGAUCCAACAACAUUGUUUGAUUUUGAGGGCUUUCUUCAAGCACACCAAGCGAAUAUUGGUUUUUAUAGUCAACUAACGAGAACACAAAUGUUCACCAAAUUUAUUGAAGAACGAUCGUUAGUAUCUGAUAAGGACAUAAGUCUGGCAUUUUUCGAUGACUGUAUCGAAAAGGUUGAAAAAUAUGAGGAUAUGAAUCUUAAAAGAAUUUCCAAAUUGAAUUUAAUCAAUUUCGAAGAUCGUGGAAAAUCCUCUAAAACCGUGUUCAUUUCAUUACCAUUCCUUAUAAAUGAAACUGAUCAUCAAGAACCAAAAUUUUUUGAUGGACGAUUUAAAAAAGAUUUGUUUAAAAAAUUUCAGGCAAAGUUUCCUAUAAAUGAAAACGUCGCUGAUAUGAACCCGGUCAUAAAUUCAUUUGUCGAUUGUACAGAUUCACCGGCAAUGACUACAGCCAAAUUCGAUUCGGAAUUACAAUGUUACAUGUUUACUCGAAGAGCUAAACAUGAGAUAUUGAAAGCACAGAGGAUUGCACAACAAUCAUCUCGAUCUGCAAGUGAAUGGGCUAAAUGUUUACUUAUAAAUGCUUACAGUUUAUGGUUCACACAUUUUCCAGCAUUUUCCUAUUCCUUGAUCCAAAUGCAAAAAUCAGAUCCAAAAUCAAUCAAGCCACUGUCAAUCGCAUACCAGGCAUUACAACGUAUGCAAACGAUGGAUUUUUCUGUACCAGAUGAAUCUUGUUAUCGUAUCCUAAUGAUUCUUUGUUGCAUACAUAAUCGUCCUGCAUUAGCCGUCAAAAUAUUUUUGGAUAUGAAAAAAUACAAAGUUAAACUUAAUGCAAUCACUUAUGGCUAUUAUAACAAGGCUGUUUUAGAUGGAAACUGGCCCACUGAUUAUGGUGAUUUUAGACAUAAAAAAUCCCGAUGGAUUAAGCUCUACAAUGUGAUGCGGGUUGCAAUGCAUUUCAAGAUAAAAUAUCUUGAUACUGGAAAAACUACCGAAUCUUCAAAUUCAUUAAUUGGGUCUUUGAAUGAAAAUAUUGUCAGAAAAAAAGCGAAAUCUCUUUUCUCGACUAAAACUGGACAAACUUCAAUGAUUGUUGAUCAUUGUUCUAGUGCUGGAUUAUUGUGGAUUUCCGAUCGAAUCGAUUCUUCCAUUGCAAAAUCUAACUUUGGACUUUAUCAGAAAAAGUAUAAAAGUUUUGUUGAUGUAAACAUCACUCAAGAAGAAUUUGUUGACAUAUUAAAUGAUUUAAAGACCCUUAGAAAUAAUCAAAUUAAAAUUGUACCAGAAAUGAAUUUGAAAGAAUCUGCAUCUGAAGUAUCGGUUAAAGCUGGCUCAGAAAAUGAUAGUGUUUCGGAAAUGAAACUUUUCUCAAAUUCGUUCGUGACACCAUUAAAAGAGACAUUGGUCAACAUGGAUUUCAGCAAAAGUCCUGUUGCUGACAAAUUACGAUCCAGUUUUCGUAUCGCAAAAAAUUUCACUAGAUCUCGAUACAACGCAAAAUCAAAUAAUGUUCAUGCAAGCCCUCCGCGAUUACCUCGAUCAUCGACAUUACCACAAACAUUCCAAACAUCAACUCCAGUAAAUGAAAUGUCGAUGAAAUCGCAAUUUCAAAAUUAUGGAAUGAGUUCACCAUCCGAAUAUUUCUAUUCUACAGUCAAAUCAAUUGGUGGCAGGAUUAAUGAAUUUAAAUUAUCAUUAGGAACUUCUAGUAUGAAUUCUCCAGUCAAAUUUACUAUGAUGAAUGCCGUCACUUCUCGCUUGAGUCUAAAAAAUGAUGAUGAAAAUUUAAAUUUGUCAAUAGAUAAUUUGCUAGACCAAUUUGACGAGAAUUCGUUCAAUAUGGGCAAAUAUCAACAUGUUUUGAAUGAAUAUUAUACAAAAUCAUUGGAAUUAUUUCAAACAGAAGAAACUUUAUCAUCGACUUCAACGAUUGACCGAAUUAUUUGGAAUGUCGAAAUGAUCUCCUGCACAAUUUGUCGUGGCUGUCAAUCAAUCAUCUAUGAUGAAGAAAUCAUGUCCCAAUGGCUGCCCGAUGAUUCUAAUCUCAACACUUGCUGUAUUCACUGCAAAGCAACAUUCGUACCAUCUUUGACUAUUUACAUUGAGGAUUAUCGGUGCAUAAAUGAUCAACAGCCACUGUCUGGUCAUUCAUUGGAUCCUAUAUCUGUACCUUAUCUUAGUCCAUUGGUGUUGCGCAAAGAAUUGGAAAACAUAUUGAAUGGAGAAAGCUAUUCUAGUCUAAUUCUGCCAAAAUUUGUUGAUGAUCAUCCAAUCGUUUAUUGGAAUCUUGUUUGGUACUUUACUCGAUUAAAUUUCCCAUCACACAUUUAUGAAUUAGCAUUGUGUGCAACAAGCUUAAAUUCUCCUGAAUUCAUCAAGAUAUCUAAUCAAUAUGGCUAUAAUUUCAAGAAUGUUUGUGUUACUUGUAUGUGGGAUAAUGAAAAAUUCUAUCAAAAUAUUCCGUUACAUCAACAAUGGUUAAAAAUGAAAAAUGCCGAAUUAGAAACCAUGAGUCCAGAAAUGUUGGAUUUUAAAAAUCUUUGUCAACAAUUGAUCCAAUUAAUCAAAGAACGUGAAUUGUUUAAGCCAAUACAGUUUUUGAUUUCAGAACGGAAUAAACUCAAAAAACUGCCCGGAGUGGACCUGAAAAAUUUGAAUAGCUUGUAUCGAGAAUUGAUGUUUUUAAAUUUGAUACAAGAUCCACCUGCACUCAGUGUCGAUUCAUUUGAUGAAGAAUAUCGAUCAGCAUUUGAAUCAUUAACAAAUAAAGAUAAAGAAUCAUUGAUCCGCAUUGACAAUCCACUACCUAAUGGUGCAAUAUAUUGUCGAAAUUUGUUCAAACCACUGGCAUUGAUUCGACCACCGCCACCAACUUGAUCAACUAUAAGAUGUUAUAUUUUUAUCAUUUGUCUAAACAUUAAUUAUUGUUUUUUUUUAAACAAAAACUUUUGUAAAUUCCUUAUUUUGCAUUCAUUCGACAUUGCAAAAAAUGAAUUUUAAUUCAAUUUUUUUUGGAACUUUUUUUGAAUAUAAAAUCGAAGAAUAGUUUGGGCAUA
Dermatophagoides farinae (American house dust mite) is the source of this 5464-nucleotide messenger RNA. RefSeq names its product DENN domain-containing protein Crag (gene Crag). Gene Ontology annotation, cellular component: cytoplasmic vesicle. NCBI's taxonomy places the organism in Eukaryota, Metazoa, Arthropoda, Arachnida, Sarcoptiformes, Pyroglyphidae. Gene Ontology annotation, biological process: regulation of Rab protein signal transduction. The record is from RefSeq and is a predicted model, not a curated record. Gene Ontology annotation, molecular function: protein binding.